UCAGUCGUUGGUGAUCAACGCGCGAGUUGAGUUGUGCGUCGUGGGGUUUUGUACAUCAAAACGCGUUCGGCACACAGUAACAGCAGCAGAUCUUCACCAAGCGCUUCCAUGAUCACGCCCGCGAGAAACGUCGAUUUGCCAGAGCGCUCAACCUUUCUUGGUGGCAAGGCACAUCGAGCAUUUAAGAAAAUGCCGAUCCUAUCCAAAUUAUCGCGCCGGCUUCAUAAUAAGUUGACGACGGACGCGAUACCGGAUCCACCGCGGACCGAGAGCCACGUGCCUAAUCUUUCAACGACCCCGGAUGAGGAAUUGACGAAAACGGAGUCGAACUCGAUGCCUGCCACGCCGCAAAAGGAGCAGGUCGUUGUCGAUGACACGUUGUCGACACAAAGGCAAAAAUCGGUGCCGAACGACGCGAGGCCAACGACAUCCACCGAUUUUAGCACAAAAUCAUCAGAAGACCUCGGCGACACGAGGUCGACGAGCGAAUCGAAGGAAUAUAAACGAUCAACGAAGACGAAGAAAUAUCCGAAAGGCACAAAUAUUGUCAUAACCAAUUCUAAUGGAGUGAACAUCACGAACGUCAAGAGUUACACAUGCCAAGUGAAUCAGUACUCGGCGAACAAUGAUGCGGCGCAGUCUGAGACAGCUUCGAAGACCAAGUUACGGCCGAUGCCCGAGGAUGUGCAGGAGUUAAGUACGUGCAAAGACGAACUCGGGUUGGACGAUAUGCUUAUUAUUAAGAUACACGUUGGGCACGGAUGGCGGGAUAUCGCGAGGAAACUCUUGUACUUGGACGGGCAGAUCGAUCAAUUCGAGGAGAAUUUCAGGCAUAUUGGUGUCGAUGAGAUAAUCUAUCAGCUACUGCUUGAUUGGAAGCAAGCCAACACACGGGAUGCUCAACUCGGCACGUUAGUUAGCAUACUGUGGGAUUGCCAGGAGUACGACUGCGUUGAGCAAUUAGCUGAAGCUCGUAAGAACUCAUCUUAGGCGCGGCACGUAAAAAUCUCUAUUUAACAUUUGUACAUACGUUUAUGUGAGCGAUUGUGAUUUUUUGAAUUCGAGAUAGCAUUGUUUUUAUAUAUAUUUUAGUAUAUUUUAGCGCAUAGUUUAUAGACACACGGUAUAGAACGGUGCGCACCGUUCCGAUUGCGAAGGUCGUUUACAUUCGUCUAACAUGUCGGAAUCGGUCGAAAGAAUAUUGUUGACUGGACUAAUUCGCAUUCAGCGUUCAAUUUGGCAUUGUACGGAAUCGCAACGAGCCUGCGUUUCAAGCAGGCACAUGAUCUGGUUAAUAAUAAUAAUAAUAAUACGAGGACAUUAUAAACGAAUCUAGCGUCGCUUUGCGCGAUACACACAUUUACACAUAAUAUUACAAUGUGUAUUGUGAGUAUGUGUAUAUAUAAAUAUACAUUUUUUUAUAUUUAUCUCUAAUCCAUUUUGUAAAAUCUAGCAGGAAUAAACAUGUAAUUCUCCAAAUAGUAUGUAUUUCAUUGAGUCAUACAAAUCCAUAUACAUUCAAGACAUACGCAUUUACACAUUUGAAUCUAGCGUUAUCUAAAACCGAAGUGUAUGCAUGUGCAUACAACCGAGUCCUGUAAUAAAUAUAUUUUCUUUUCACUAUUUAAAUUAAUGCACUUGUA
Messenger RNA from Temnothorax curvispinosus, 1643 nucleotides. RefSeq lists its product as uncharacterized. Gene Ontology annotation, molecular function: protein binding. The record is from RefSeq and is a predicted model, not a curated record. Lineage: Eukaryota; Metazoa; Arthropoda; Insecta; Hymenoptera; Formicidae. Gene Ontology annotation, biological process: signal transduction. The transcript is spliced from 4 exons. The coding region runs from base 109 to 990 and encodes 293 amino acids.